This is a messenger RNA of Anopheles stephensi (Asian malaria mosquito), 1385 nucleotides long. RefSeq lists its product as uncharacterized. The record is from RefSeq and is a predicted model, not a curated record. Lineage: Eukaryota; Metazoa; Arthropoda; Insecta; Diptera; Culicidae. Gene Ontology annotation, cellular component: cytoplasm. The transcript is spliced from 5 exons. The coding region runs from base 356 to 1189 and encodes 277 amino acids.
UGAUUUGUUAUUGUUUUUGUUGCAUUGUUGCUUCACCAUUGCGUUGCUCACCCUAAAAGCUGCAAAUUAUUCACUUAUUGCAUUUACAAAUAGUGAAAAUCUAUUGCUUUUGGUAGAUUGUUCAUCACUAGUACCAAUUAUUUGUAGUGUGCCAUCGAAAUUAGCAGUCUAUGUCCGGUAAACGGGUGUGCAUCGCCUGUGCAAAAUAAGAAGAGCAGAACAAACAAGGAUGAGCUUGUUUUGGUGACACGCACGACUGAUAGCACAUGUCAACAAAAGCUUAAUCCUUGCAAACAGUUUGUUUUAGUGUGGAAAGUAAUUUUAGACAAUAGUACUUUACCCACGUGGAUAGAAUAUGUUCCGUUGGUUAGCGCCCAUCCUUACGCUGGUACUUUGUGUCCAAGCAGCAUCCGAUUGGAAAGGAAAAUGGUUUCCCAAUGCACCGAAAGCAGUUGCCCUGGAGGGUGGUGAAACAGUGAAAACCGUCGAUAAUGCACUGCCGGCAGCCGAUGACAAACAGGAUAAAUCGACGCGUGUGCCUAUGGGGAUCGAAAAUCCAGACUGUGAUGAUGCGAAGCAUGAUCUGGCGGUAGAUUUCGAUCCGUACAAUGUGACCCAUUCCACGGUGUACAUGUGCCUGGAGCCUAAAUCAGACUACAAGGGCGAUUACAAUAUGGAUGCUGUAAUCACGGAGCACAAUGUGCCGUCUGCUUACGUGGCCAAUCAUCGGUGUAUGAACAGUAGCAUAGAAUAUGCGGAAAGAAUUCCUUCGUAUGGAACGCAUCGUCCGCUGUGGCCAAAGUAUGGAGAAUAUAAGUAUGUUCCUCCCCAACGAUGGCUACACAACAGCGAACAUGGGGCGGUAAUUGCUCUCUACCAUCCAUGCGCCAACAAGCAACAGGUGGAUGAAUUGAAGCGUAUAGUAAAGGAUUGUCUAUACCGGCACGUGAUAACACCUUCCCAACUGCCCAACAAAGACCGACCGUUUGCGCUCGUCACCUGGCACGCAACGCUAGAGUUUUCCGUGCUCGAGCGAACCAUUGUCGAAUCUUUUAUCGAAAAGUAUGCGCUCAAGGGACCGGAGCAGACGCACCGCGAUGGGCAGUACGAUCAUCUACUGCUGGAACCGGCUAAAGUAGUAUCAACGAUGGACGAUAGUACGCUGUGUCCCAAAAAACAACGAGACUAAUCUUUUUGGAAGUGUUUAAGUGACGGGGAAACCGAACAUUGCUUGCCAUUGGCUUAGAUUUUAUAAAUCUUUACGAUCGAUGUACACGCUCUAUGUGAUAACAAUAUUUUAAAACAACAAUGGUGCAAAUGCAGGAAUCGAUCUGAAGGGGACAUGAGCUGGGACAUGAAUAUAUUCCAAUACACUUUAUCUCAAA